This is a messenger RNA of Prorocentrum cordatum, 363 nucleotides long. The record is from the annotation of a GenBank genome assembly. NCBI's taxonomy places the organism in Eukaryota, Dinophyceae, Prorocentrales, Prorocentraceae.
AUGGAGUCCGCAUUCAGAACAGCGCCAGAGACCAGGCGCGCGCAAUUCAAAAUGGUGCUGCGAUCGGCUCACAAAAUCUACUCGUUUCUGGCGGAGGGCGAGCAGCCUCGGAACCUUCGCUUUCACGACCACGCGCUCCUUGUUCUUCGGCUUACUCGCGAUCUCCAAAGUGAGAGUGGCAAUCCGGAGCAAGACCUGUUUGGCCUUAAGCUCAAGCGCCAGCAAAGCCUGGCACUGGUGCGCGGGUACCUGAUGCGCAUCUGCUUUACUGGCGGCGAGCUCGUCCGCUACGCGAUUGAUAUAGACAUGAUACGGGUCAUUGCUUCUCCAAAACCGUUCAAGCUUGUCCGAAUUCUCUGCUAA